This is a messenger RNA of Carassius carassius (crucian carp), 2188 nucleotides long. Its product is annotated as histamine H1 receptor-like. NCBI's taxonomy places the organism in Eukaryota, Metazoa, Chordata, Actinopteri, Cypriniformes, Cyprinidae. The coding region runs from base 92 to 1690 and encodes 532 amino acids. The transcript has a single exon. Gene Ontology annotation, biological process: positive regulation of vasoconstriction; regulation of vascular permeability; adenylate cyclase-activating adrenergic receptor signaling pathway. Gene Ontology annotation, cellular component: membrane. The record is from RefSeq and is a predicted model, not a curated record. Gene Ontology annotation, molecular function: histamine receptor activity.
UGUGAUGCAUUCUCUUCGGUUUUGUUUUUCAGAAACUCCAUUAUGUGGACAUGAAUUUUAAAACCCAUCAUGUGACACUUUGGACUGCUCAAUGGAGAUGACUACGAUACUCACCGCGACAAACAGCCAAGGAAAAAGAAUUCUUCAGGAACGUUCCGAACCCAACGUCACAAGUCUUCUGAAUGCGUCCGCUCCCUUCCACCAUCACAUGAACAAUGCCGUGCUGGGCGUUCUGCUCGGCACACUGUCGCUUCUGACGGUCAUCAUGAACCUGCUGGUGCUUUUUGCCGUUAGGAAGGAACGGACUUUACACACGGUGGGGAACCUGUACAUCGUCAGCCUCUCGAUAGCGGACCUCAUUGUCGGGGCUACAGUCAUGCCCUUGAAUCUGGUCUACCUUCUUGAGGACGAGUGGAAACUGGGUCGCGUUAUUUGCCAGUUCUGGCUGGUCAUGGACUAUGUGGCAAGCACGGCCUCCAUUUUCAGCUUGUUCAUCCUUUGCUUGGACAGGUACCGCUCCGUACGCCACCCCUUACAUUAUUUGAAGUAUCGGACACGAGGUAGAGCGACUCUGCUGAUUUGUAGCGCGUGGCUGCUCUCCAUGACCUGGAUUGUUCCCAUCCUUGGCUGGCGGAUGUUAGCUCAGGUCGACAGGAAGCCAGAGCUGGAGAACCAGUGCGACACAGACUUCCGCUUCGUGACCUGGUUCAAAGUUCUGACAGCCAUCCUCAACUUCUACAUUCCCUCCUUCCUCAUGCUUCUGUUCUACUCACAGAUUUUCAUCGCAGUCCGCGAUCAUUACAGAGAGUGGGAGAACUUUGCCGGUCCGAUGGUGAAAACAGAAACAGAUGACACAUUACAGAAUGGAAUGCAACUGCAGAUAACCAAAGCCUCGGAGAGAGAGAGUCUGGCUUCACAAAACGAGGGCCUGCUGGAUCAGUACAGUUUGGAGCAGCCUUACAACUCGAGGGACAAUAACGAGGACAAUAACGAGGACAAUACCGAUUCCUUGUCUGAGACAGAGAGGAAGAGUUGCUACAAGAAGAAACCGAUGUUCAGCCUUUCGAAACGCAUGAGAAAGAGCGUGCAAGACCCCAACGAGAUUUCAUUUCAGAGCGACGAUGGGGAAACCGUUGCCGAAGGCCUGCCGUCAUUAUCUCUUGCCUUUCUGCAGUCCGAGAAUAACCCUCAGCCCAAAACCUUCAUAAAUGCGAACAACUGUAACGUGUUAGUGCCAAACUCUGUUGGUAACAUUUGUGAGAGUGCACCGACUGUGGAUGUUGACAAUUACACCACGGUUCACUGCAAUCACAGCACUCCACCGUCCCCGCCGUCGCCCUGGGCUGAGAACAGCCCUCCGCUGGACACCACCGACUCACACCCCAUCAAACAGACGUGGCAGAAGCUCUGUGAACAGUCCAAGCAGAGCAUCCACAGCAUGCGCAUCCGGAAGGAGCGGAAAGCCGCCAGGCAGCUUGGCUUCAUCAUUGGCGUCUUCAUGGUGUGCUGGAUCCCGUACUUCAUCACCUUCAUGGUCAUGGCUCUGUGUGAGACCUGUGUCCAUCAUGACCUUCAUAUGUUCACAAUUUGGCUAGGGUACAUCAACUCCACCCUGAAUCCCUUCAUAUACCCCCUGUGCAAUGGAAACUUCAAAAGGGUGUUCAAAAAGAUAUUUCAUAUUAACAGAUAAAGUUUAGGAGAAAAACUGCAAACUUUUACCCCAUUCUGCUCAAUUAGUGUUUUCUGAAGCAUUUCUUGUGACAUGUUUGUACUUUGGUAGUUCUGUGCAUCUGCCAUGCUUGUGUUAUUUUUGGGCAUCUGAGAUCUUGUAAAUACAGAGCAACUGUAUUAUUUGUUGACUAGUGUCAGUUUGACACGUCUACAAUCUGCAUCAGAUUAUAUGAUAGAUUUAUUCAAUCCAGAGUGUUUUAAAACUGGCUGUAUUUUAGAAAAACAAAAUCACACUAUCACCUGAAUCGUUGCUAUUGUGGGUGAUGUACGGUCAGGACAACUUGGGUUUGGUGUGUUUAAUGCAGAACAUUUUUAAAAAAGUCCUGGCAUUGAUUAUAAGUAGUAUGUGUGGUGCAUAUAUAUUAAAUAUGAGUUUGUUCAUCAGGGAAUGCACAUUGUCUGCAGAGAGCUGGGAAAUGCCACAUACAAACAGGUUGAGCUGAACAUUGAAAUCCUG